This is a messenger RNA of Penicillium robsamsonii, 414 nucleotides long. RefSeq names its product Fatty acid desaturase type 1. The transcript is spliced from 2 exons. Lineage: Eukaryota; Fungi; Ascomycota; Eurotiomycetes; Eurotiales; Aspergillaceae. Bases 1 to 414 code for a protein of 137 amino acids. The record is from RefSeq and is a predicted model, not a curated record.
AUGGCGGGCAAUUGGGGCCAGCACGCCUUUGUGGGUCCUAAUGAUCCUUUGUCGGAUUUCCGGUCUAGUAUUACCUUGAUCGAUGUUGCCAGCAAUCGAUUCUGCUUCAACGACGGUUACCACACAUCACACCAUCUGCAUCCUCGGCGACACUGGAUGGGGCAUCCCGUGGCGCUUCUUCGGGACCAGGAACGCUAUGACGAGCGGGCGCUCAUGUUCCAAAAUUUGGAUUAUCUCAUGCUAACUGUUAAUCUGCUGCAAAAGGACUAUGCGCACCUGGCUCGAUGCAUGGUUCCAAUUGGUGUCGAGCAAAGAACAAUGACUCUAGAGCAACGGGAAAACCUGUUACGCAGUCGCACUCGGCGAUUCGCCGAGCUGCAUUCCAAACGGAAUAGCGAAUUUAAGCGGCGAUGA